GGCGCCCAAUUAUUGACGCACAUAACGGCGUUGUUAGUAGAUACGCCAAGGAAAAUAAUUUGAAAGAUGGGAAUGUGGUAGCUCCUUCUAUGGAGAAAUUCUUGGCUAAAGUGAUUCGGAUGGAUGAAGAGAUUGGGUCUACAUAUACUG
Messenger RNA from Dentiscutata erythropus, 150 nucleotides. Lineage: Eukaryota; Fungi; Glomeromycota; Glomeromycetes; Diversisporales; Gigasporaceae. The record is from the annotation of a GenBank genome assembly.